ACAUCGCCUCUCCAUAUAUACGACACCCCCGCUCCCCCCUGCAAUGCACACAACACCAGUAAGCAAGCACCGCCAGCACGCACAAGCAGGCAAAGCUCUCGACCAUCGCUCUGAGGGAUUAAUGGCGGCGGGAGGAGGAGGCGGCGGCAUCGCCGACGAGAAGGCCCCUGCUGCUGAGGCGUUCGGCGGGCACCUGGAGGCGGCGGAGAUGACGGAGGCGGAGGAGGAACACAGCGGCGUCAAGUCCCGGCUGUCGGGUCUGCUGUGGCACGGCGGGUCGGCGUACGACGCGUGGUUCAGCUGCGCGUCGAACCAGGUGGCGCAGGUGCUGCUGACGCUGCCCUACUCGUUCGCGCAGCUGGGGAUGCUGAGCGGCGUGCUGUUCCAGCUCUUCUACGGCCUGCUGGGCAGCUGGACGGCGUACCUGAUCAGCAUCCUGUACCUGGAGUACCGCACCCGUCGGGAGCGCGAGAAGGCCGCGGACUUCCGGAACCACGUGAUCCAGUGGUUCGAGGUGCUGGACGGGCUGCUGGGCCGGCACUGGCGCAACGCCGGGCUGGCCUUCAACUGCACCUUCCUCCUCUUCGGCUCCGUCAUCCAGCUCAUCGGCUGCGCCAGCAACAUCUACUACGUCAACGACCGGCUGGACAAGCGGACGUGGACCUACGUCUUCGGCGCCUGCUGCGCCACCACCGUCUUCAUCCCCUCCUUCCACAACUACCGCGUCUGGUCCUUCCUGGGCCUCGUCAUGACCACCUACACCGCCUGGUACAUGGCCGUCGCCUCGCUCGUCCACGGACAGGUCGAGGGCGUCCAGCAUUCGGGGCCCACAAGGAUCGUACUCUACUUCACCGGGGCGACCAACAUACUCUACACGUUCGGGGGACACGCGGUCACAGUGGAGAUCAUGCACGCGAUGUGGCGUCCUCAGAAGUUCAAGGCCAUCUACCUGCUGGCGACGCUGUACGUGCUGACGCUGACCCUCCCUUCCGCCGCCGCCUCCUACUGGGCGUUCGGCGACGAGCUGCUGACGCACUCCAACGCGCUGGCGCUGCUCCCGCGGACGCCCUUCCGCGACGCCGCCGUGGUGCUCAUGCUCAUCCACCAGUUCAUCACCUUCGGCUUCGCCUGCACCCCGCUCUACUUCGUCUGGGAGAAGCUCAUCGGCCUCCACGACUGCCGUAGCCUCUGCAAGCGCGCCGCCGCCAGGCUCCCCGUCGUCGUCCCCAUCUGGUUCCUCGCCAUCAUCUUCCCCUUCUUCGGGCCCAUCAACUCCGCCGUCGGCUCGCUCCUCGUCAGCUUCACCGUCUAUAUCAUCCCGGCGCUCGCGCACAUGGUCACCUUCAGGUCGCCGCAGUCGAGGGAGAACGCCGUGGAGCGGCCGCCGAGGUUCGCCGGAGGGUGGACAGGCGCUUACGUCAUCAACUCCUUCGUGGUGGCGUGGGUGCUGGUGGUCGGCUUCGGCUUCGGAGGCUGGGCCAGCAUAACUAACUUCGUGCAGCAGGUCAACACCUUCGGCCUCUUCGCCAAGUGCUACCAGUGCCCGCCGCAUCUCACUGCUGCCCCGCCGGCGGCCUUCAUGCCGCCGCCGCCACCAAUGGCCGCGGCGCCCUCCAUGCCACCGGCGGCGACGGCGUUCAAUGCCACCGGCCUCUUCUUCCCUCCGCUGCCAGCCCCGGCUCCGGCUCCGUCGCCGAUGAUCAACUUCUUCCUCCGCCACCACCACCGUGGGCACCACGGCCGCCACGGCCUGUGACGUCGUCGUCGACGCGCUGUGCAUUGCAUGCAUGGUCGCUAGCGCUGCGCCUCUGUCACGUACGGCCGAUUACUCCCUGUCGAGUUUGCUCCACAGUAGUUUUAGCUAGUUAUAUAUCUUGGUCAUCAGCACGCAGCAAAGGUGCAAGUUAAUUAGCUACUAGCCUGAUUAGUAAAAGUUGUGUGUCGUCAAAUGCCCUGUUGUACGUUCAUCAGAUAAAAGAGAUCGAGGUACACGUGGAUGAGAGUCUGGACGUACGUACGGUCAUAAGGCUAGGUAACUCUGCCUACAUGAUCGUCAGGAUACGUUUGGAGUCCCUUGUCCUGUACCGUGUCCUUGUGUGUAGCUGCUUUCGAGAAAGAAGCUGAGCAGAAAAAGAAAAAAAAAAGAGAAUGGAAUGUUGUUACGUUUUCCUCUCACGCA
Molecule: messenger RNA, 2179 nt
Organism: Zea mays
Lineage: Eukaryota; Viridiplantae; Streptophyta; Magnoliopsida; Poales; Poaceae
Product: auxin import carrier 1
Exons: 3
Coding region: 44-1756 (570 amino acids)
Source: RefSeq, marked validated